AUGUUUACAUAUAAUUCUACUAAUAAUUGUUUACCAAUAUGCAAUUAUACUGAUCCAUGUAGUAGAAUAGUUUCUUCUAAUAAUUGUAAUAACAUCUGGACAAAUAAAAAGUUAAAUAAUUAUCGUACAUCGAAUUGUUAUCGUCCACUACAACAACUUUACAAAACAAUAUAUACUCCUACGUGUGGAAAUAAUUUCUCACAUAUGUGCUUUGCUUGUAUUUGUUGUCCAUCAGAAAGAUAUAAAACAACAAAUAUGACUUAUGGUAAUUUUUAUUAUAAUACUUGGAUAUCAACACGGAAGCAUCGACCAAUUAAUUAUGAUAGAAGUGUUUUCAUACGAUGCUAUGAUAAUAAUAAUAAUAACAAAACGAGAUAUCAAUCAUUAUGUAAUAAUCGUACAAAAGAUUGUUCUAUAAUUCCAAGUCAAUGUGAUCCUCAAGAACUUCAAUGUUGGACUCAGCCAACUAGUAACAUAUGUUGUCCAACUGAUUGUUGUAAUAAUUCGACUUAUAUGACACCAAAUUGUAUAGACUAUUCCAAUGUGAAUGCAUGUUGUUCUUCAUGUUCUCAAACAAUUAUUCCAUCUUAUUCAUGUCAAAUACCAUCAACAACAAAUCAAAUUUGUAAUAUUCAAGUUCAAUGUGUAUAA
Messenger RNA from Rotaria sp. Silwood1, 651 nucleotides. The record is from the annotation of a GenBank genome assembly. Lineage: Eukaryota; Metazoa; Rotifera; Eurotatoria; Philodinida; Philodinidae.